AUGCGUGUUAUCGGCCUGACAGGAGGGAUAGCGAGUGGAAAGAGCUGCGUGUCUAACAGAUUCCGCGCCCUUGGGUACCCCGUGGUUGACGCGGAUGCCAUCGCCCAUGGCGUGCUCGAGAAGGGGACAAGUAGUUAUCAUCGGGUGUUGAGGGCGUUCAAGGAUCAUGACAUUGUUGACUCCUCGGGGAAUAUCAACAGGGCGGCGUUAAGAAAGCUUGUCUUUGGCAAUCGUGAUCUGAACCGAAAGCUGAAGCAAUGCACGCACACGUCUAUUGCACUUGAGAUGCUUCGACAGGUCGUGAUCCAAGGGCAGCCUGUUGUCAUCCUAGAUGCUCCACUGCUCUUUGAAUCGAGAGCGAAUCUCCUUUGCAAGGAAGUCAUCUGUGUAUAUUGCGAAGAGGAUGUACAGAUCUCAAGGUGUGUACCGAUGGAUUGGUGGCUUGACAAUGACGAACGUUCUUGCGCGUUGUUGCAGAUCUCGUCGCAGAUGCCUGUCGCAAAGAAGAAGGCAAUGAGCGACAUCUGCAUCGACAACGGAGGGACGCUUGAGGACCUUAACCGGUGA
Guillardia theta CCMP2712 is the source of this 567-nucleotide messenger RNA. RefSeq lists its product as hypothetical. The transcript is spliced from 4 exons. Lineage: Eukaryota; Cryptophyceae; Pyrenomonadales; Geminigeraceae. Gene Ontology annotation, molecular function: ATP binding; dephospho-CoA kinase activity. The record is from RefSeq and is a predicted model, not a curated record. Gene Ontology annotation, biological process: coenzyme A biosynthetic process. The coding region runs from base 1 to 567 and encodes 188 amino acids.